Molecule: messenger RNA, 705 nt
Organism: Austrofundulus limnaeus
Lineage: Eukaryota; Metazoa; Chordata; Actinopteri; Cyprinodontiformes; Rivulidae
Product: cytolysin RTX-A
Exons: 2
Coding region: 74-631 (185 amino acids)
Biological process (GO): pore complex assembly; monoatomic cation transport; cytolysis in another organism
Cellular component (GO): pore complex
Molecular function (GO): channel activity
Source: RefSeq, a predicted model, not a curated record
CAGUCUGGCAGAACAGGAGCGAGCGACGCACCUCUGAUCCGUCCGACCCGCAGAGAAACCUUUAAAAACAGAAAUGAGUGAAUCAGCAGAGGCUGUGGCUGCAAUCCUGAAAAGCAGCCGACAUGUCGCCGUCGAGAUCACCAACCUGACCAACAACAUCUGCCUCGUUAACCCCAGAGUUUACCUGGACAGCGGCAGCGUCACCAGCCCUCCCCAGCCCACCAUCCGCCCGCUGAAGACCGAGGUCUGCAUCUUCAGCAAGAAGAGCGGCAAGGCCACGGGGGCGGUGGGCGUCCUGACCUACGACCUGUUCGAGAGGCAGAGCAACAGCGCCAAGCAGACGGCGGCCGUCAUGUUCUCGGUGCCGUACGACUACAACAUGUACAAGAACUGGCUGGCCCUGGGGAUCUACGAGGAGGGCAGGGCGUGCAACGAGGCCCUGUUCAAGGAGAUGUACUACAACAAGGUGCAGCAGGGCUUCAAGCGGCAGGAGGCGAACGGCUGCGGCCUCACCUUCGAGGGCCGGUACCUGGACAUCAAGGCCACCAUGUGCCCCAUGGGCCGGGCCAUCAUGAAGGUGGAGCUCUGGGACAAAGUCUUCUCUCAAAUGUCUCAGCAGCAGUAUUACUGAGCUGCUCACAUGAAGUGUUCACCUGUCUUACCACACCUGUUCAUGCAAUAAAGACAUGAUGAGCGAAAACACAA